AUGGAAGGGGAACAGUUGUUUGAUAUUAGAAAGGCCUUUGAGGAAGCUCAAAAACCUCACCAAAAUCAGGCCAAAUUAGUGGCAUCUUUAAAGCAUACCUAUAAUGAGUUACAAGAUAAGGACUGUUUUCAUGAACAGUUUGUUCAUUAUCUGAAGUAUGUCAUGGUAAUCUACAAAAGAGAACCUGCUGUGGAACAAGUGAUAAAUUUUGUGGCCAAGUUUCUGGCUUCAUUGUAUAUUUCUGAGAAAGAGGAUGCUGAAGAGGAAGAAGUGGAAAAUCCCUUUCUAAAUUACCUGUUGACUUUUCUCCUUCAGUCCCAUCCCGCUAAUAGCAAUGCAGUUAGAUUUCGUGUGUGCCAACUUAUUAAUAAAAUUUUGGGAAGUCUGCCAGAGAACGCCCAGAUCGAUGAUGAACUGUUUGAUCAGAUUAAUACUGCUAUGCAGCUCAGAACAAGAGACAAAGUACCGAAUGUGAGAAUCCAAGCCGUGUUGGCUUUGUCUAGGCUUCAGGAUCCCAAGGAUGACCAGUGUCCAGUUGUUAAUGUUUACAAUAGUUUAAUUGAGACUGAUUCCAACUCUGAAGUAAGGCGUGCUGUGUUAUCCUGCAUUGGUCCAUCAGUUAAAACUCUGCCCAAAAUUAUUGGUCGUACCAUGGAUGUAAAGGAGAUAGUCAGGAAAUUAGCAUAUCAGGUGCUGGCAGAAAAAGUUCAUGUCAAAGCUUUGACAAUAGCCCAGAGAGUAAAACUUUUGCAGCAAGGACUUAAUGAUAGAUCAGAAAGCGUGAAAGAAGUGGUACAGAAACAGCUUCUCCAAGCUUGGUUAAAUCUAGCUGGAGGAAAUGUCUUAGAAUUGCUCCAUCAUCUGGAUGUGGAGAGUUGCCCCGAAGUGGGUGUUCUAGCCCUUAAUGCUAUAUUCCUGCUGUCUCCCUGCCAGGAUCUGAUUAAACAAAUUUCAGAAUUUGAUGACAGGAAAACCAUUCCAAUAGAAAAACUGACUGUAGAAAGUGCCUUAUAUUGGAAAGCUCUUUGUGAGCACUUGAAAGCCAAAGGAGAAGAAUUCUUAGAAGAAGUGUUGCCAGAGCCUGCUGUCUAUGCAGAUUAUCUGUUGAGCUACUUUCAAAGCAUUCCAGUACUCAGUCAGGAAGAAAAGGAAGAUCUGACCUGCAUUGAGCAAUUGAUGACCAAGGAAUGUAUAGGUCAGCAGUUAAUUCUAAUGAUCGGUUGCAUGGAUAUCACUGAAGAAGGAGGCAGGAAGAGAAUGCUGGGUGUCCUACAAAAAAUUCUUAUGAUUCCAACCACGUCAGCAUCCCUUGUAUCCCAUCUUAUGGAAAAGUUGCUCUGCCUUUUGAGGGAUGAUGACCAAAGGAUCCAGAUGGUUGCUGAAAUAAUUUCAGAGGUGCGGGAAACCAUUGUGACAGUAGACAAGCAGCAAGACGCAAGUGAGAUAAGAAAACAAGAGCUUAAGAUAAUUCCAGGAAUUACUAAUAUCCAUCCUGCUGUGCGAAACAUGGCAGUGCUGUGCUUGGGCUGCUGUGGCCUUCAGAGCAAGGAAUUUGCAAGUCAGCACCUCACUUUGCUGUUGCAGGUAUUGCAAAUUGAUGAAAUGAAGGUAAAAUUGAGUGCUUUAAAGGCACUGUUUGACCAGGUAAUGAUAUUUGGAAUAGAACCAUUCAAAGACAGAAAAGUUCAAAGUGGAAAUGAAGAAAACGAGAGUGAGAAAACUAAGGAAACGGAAGAAGAAACAGCUACCACUCACAAUCUUCUUCAGCUUCUUUCUGGGUUUCUAGAUAGUGAGUUCUCAGAACUCAGAACUGAGGCUGCCGAGGGACUGGUGAAGCUCAUAUUUUCCGGCCGGCUAAUCAGUGCUAAGCUUCUUUCUCGACUGGUUUUGUUGUGGUAUAAUCCAGUGACUGAAGAGGAUACACGUCUCCGACAUGCCCUAGGAGUUUUUUUCCCUUUAUUUGCAUAUUCAAAUAGAACCAAUCAGGAAUGUUUUGAAGAAACUUUUCUUCCAACGUUGCAAAUAUUAUUUAAUGCUCCGGCUUCAUCACCAUUGUCAGAGGUCGAUGUAGCUAACGUUGCUGAACUUCUGGUGGAUCUAACAAGGCCCAGUGGAUUGAAUCAACGUUUUCAGAACUGCCAGGGUCUGACAGUUCAUGAUAAUUUAGCACUAAAAAUAUGCAAUGAAAUUUUGACGGAUCCAAGUGCGCCAGAUGUCCGGAUAUACGCAAAAGCUCUCUGUUCCUUAGAAUUCAGUAAGGAUUUUACAAAUGACCUCAUGGAUUUAUUUGAGGAUAUUCUUGUGAAAGUAAAAGAUAAAAUGUCUUUAAAAAUGGUUGAAAAAGUGAAGAACAACUUAAGCAAAGGAAGCCCUAUUGAUGGACAUGUUUCAAAAGAAAAGGACACUGCAGAAGUAGCAGAAAACAAUUUGGACUGCAAUAAACCAUGUACAUCCACUGGCCAGAAUGAGGAAGGUGAUAAAAUAAUCACUCCUAUUGAAGACACAGAGAACACACCUGUAAAGUCAAGACCUAGAAGAAACAGAUCAACAAAAGGUUUGAGAAAAAUAGAAGUGCAAACUGACCAUCAAAGUGGGUGUUCUAGAACUAAAGGGUCUGAAAGUGACAGAGAAAUUCAGCAACCUGUUUCCAUGGCAUAUUCAAGAUCAUCCCGCCGAAUCAAAACAACAGCUCUUGCAAAAACGAAAAUGGAUCUCUCCAAGCUUCUAGACAAAGAAUAGGUUAACCAAAUCUGUUUGUCACUAAAAUUUGCUUUAUGUGCUGCAUAAUAAAGAUAAAAUCUUUAUAAUGUGGUAUAUUUCAUACAAAGAUGUCUCUAUUUUUUUUUAAAUAGUUCCUAUUAAGGAUGCUUGAGAAUUAUACUUAAUUUCAACCAAUUUUUAUUGCAUAUAAAGUUCAAGCUGUUACUCUGAAAGCUGUGUCUUGGAUGGUUAAAUCAG
Messenger RNA from Notechis scutatus (mainland tiger snake), 2958 nucleotides. NCBI's taxonomy places the organism in Eukaryota, Metazoa, Chordata, Lepidosauria, Squamata, Elapidae. The record is from RefSeq and is a predicted model, not a curated record.